Messenger RNA from Suillus subalutaceus, 864 nucleotides. RefSeq lists its product as uncharacterized. The record is from RefSeq and is a predicted model, not a curated record. NCBI's taxonomy places the organism in Eukaryota, Fungi, Basidiomycota, Agaricomycetes, Boletales, Suillaceae. The annotation marks the transcript as partial. The transcript has a single exon.
GGAGCGGCGACAUGGCUGGCAGACAGUUUGUCUAUCGAGGAGGCACAGGUGAUGCUCGAAAUGGAUGUUUGGAAGUUGAAUAGGCACUCCACACAAAACCAGCGACUGGAGAUUGGGCGCCAUCGUGAGAGAAUGCAAGGAGACAUCGACUGUUGGGUGGAGUUGGCAGUGACGUUCAUUGGCGAUGCAUUAUGUGAUGGUGACAUCCAGGCGAUGGAGGACGAGCUGCUGAUACUUGAAGAAGAUUCUGAUGAUGACACGGCUGAUCAAUUCACGUUAUUUGAGCCUGAAAAGGUGGUCAUCCCAAUGCCAUCUAAUCUGGGCGCCGGCAGGUGUGCUAAACUUGGCGCCGAAGAUUUGAUUCAUCAAGAACUUGUGUUAAGGCAGGGACAAGCCAAUGAUGCCCUGCACAACAUCAGAGUUCACUUGGCAGACAAGGCCGUCAUUUUCCGCAAGACUGUCAGAACGGUGAAGUCACAAGCAAUGUCCACUAGAGCUUGGGCUCUGGUUCAUUCAGUGGAUAGGACAGUAAGCAUCCAAGCAAGCAUCUAUUCAAAGCGCCGGUCUCAACUCUGCAAACUUGGCACCGACAAUAAUUUGCUGGAGAGAUAUUGUCCAUUAGCCAAGGAGCAUCUCAAGGUUAGCACAGCUGUCGCCAAUCCAAACGCCAGAGGCCAGAGAAACAAUAUUUUGGCUUGGUUCUGGUCCAUGGACAUGGCGGGAGACUCUGAUGGGAGUGAUUGGCUUAAUGAAUGUGAGAUGUUCAUGCUUUUGCGAUUUCCCCGGCGCUCACUUCGCCGAUGUAGAGACUCACAUUUCUGCAGGCACAUAUGGGCACAUUUUGCACCUUUUCACAACUCAUGA